Messenger RNA from Cylicocyclus nassatus, 2707 nucleotides. NCBI's taxonomy places the organism in Eukaryota, Metazoa, Nematoda, Chromadorea, Rhabditida, Strongylidae. The record is from the annotation of a GenBank genome assembly.
AUGUCGUCGGAUAUCACAAACCAAAUUUCUGCAGGCAUGGAUUUUCUUAGUUCUGCAGACUUAAUACUAAAGAAAACGCUAACAACUGUUCCCUCCGGUCGGCCUCGUCGUAGACGUCCAAGCAAGGAUAAAGGAGAGACCAAAGAGGACGUUGAUGAGGACGAUCAAUAUAUUAGUGGCAUACUACAAGAAUUACGCGUUGAGCUCGAUGUGAAGCGAAGAGAAGAAGAAAGGCUGCAGCGAGAAAUCGCUGAUGUGCUGACUGAGUGCGCUUCAGGAAGUUCCGGGGGCGAGCAAAGUCGGGCUUUCGGUAUGGCUGUGUCACGGUUGAAUAAUGCCAUGCUGGUGGUGGAAGCUGAUGCGAAACAGCUUGCAGCAAGCUUGCGGACUAUUUCCAGGCUAGCCGAUAACAUUAGCGGGAAGGUUUCCGCACUUGAUGUCGCGAAAACUCGAGUUGUUGAGUGCCUUCAGCUUGCGGGUGAUAUGCAUGAUUUAGGCGUCUGCAGCGAAGAAGUGGAUCAGUGCAUAAAUAAUGAAGAUUAUGAACAGGCAGCGCAGCACAUACACCGGUUUCUUACUUUGGAUAGGGCUGUUUUCCAAUUUAGUAGUGCAGCUGACAAAGAAGCUGGCCAGUCAGUAUCUCAUAGCUACGAAAUUCUAACUAAUGCGACAGCUCGUUUGAAGGAGAUUCUUGAACGCAAGCUAGAGGCAGCAGUGGAUACUGAUGAUGUUGCUGCUAUGCAACGGUUUGUCAAGCUGUUCCCACUAAUAAACGAACAUGACAGUGGCUUAGUUCGCUUCGGCAAGUAUCUGAGUCGGCAGAUCGCCAAAAUCGGCGAGGACAAUCUGAAGAUCAUGAAUGCUGGUGGCUUAGAUGAUAAGAGAGUUGAAGUGCUGUACGCUGACACUAUGUUUUUGUUCCUUGAAGGAGUCGCUGCUCUUCUUGAAACAAAUCAACCACUCAUAGAGAGCUCGUAUGGACCCGACAAAUUGCUGGAUUUCGUCAACAUGCUCCAGGUAGAUAUCGAUCAGGUCGUUGGCAAGGUUAUUGACGCAUUCGAAAGGAAGCGACAGCUAGAAAAGCGUGUGAGAGCGGCUCAGAAGAUUCUACGGGACGACAAGAAUGUUGAUAAAGGUGAAGAGCGCCUUGAUGCUCUUGAACUAGACCCUGUACUUUCUGAAAUCUGUCUGAUGAAUACUCACACUGAAAUGUAUUGGCGGUUUGUUAGAAGGCGUAUAAAGGGAGCUUCUAAAGGUGAAAAGCAGGAGGAGUUCGUCAUGGUGAAUGCCGAUGAUUUUGGUGAUUUGGACGAGGAAAAGAAAAAACAGCUGGAACAGGAGAAAGUGAGAAGGAAAGAAGAAAGGGAAAGAAAGCUUGAUCAGCUACUGAACAGGAGUUUGGUCGGAUCCAAAAUGCAGGAGUUGCUCGGUAACUAUAUCCUUCUCGAGCAAUACUAUAUGGAGGAAUGCGUGCGAAAAGCGAUAGACAUGGAUGUCAGGGAAGAAGGUCUAUUGAGCUCGGUUGUCGAUGAUGUUCUCUUCUUGGUUCGUAAGUGCGUAAGACGAGCGACAAGUAGUGGUUCGGUGGACUGCGUUUGUGCUGCUUUGAACAACGGAGUUGCAUUAUUGGAAACCACCUUUUAUCAGUAUCUUUUUGGAGCGAUACAGAGCGGAUAUCCCUCCACAAAUUUUGCUGCCGAGGCUCUCCAAACAGCACAAAACGCGUACAAUGUUAUACAGCAUGGAAAGGCAACCGAAGCUUCAGCAGACAUACAGAAAGAAUCUUUCUUGACUGCCACGAAUAAUGCAAGAGGCACCGCAGAUCUCCUUCUGGAACUGAGAAAGGGUCUGGAGCAAGAGUGGCGUAAAACACAGCGAAGUGAAAUAGAACGUGGUAAACUGGAUAAUGCUGCCAGCCAACUGACAGAUCUGUCCAGAAAAAUGCACCAUUUGGCGUCCCUUGGGAUAGAAUCCUUGUGCAAAACCAUAUUCAGGCCAAAGCUGAAGUCAAGCUGUGAUGCUUAUGCUGACAUCAACCAUACUCUAACCGACAACCAACUCGGGGAAUUUGAAGCCGUUGACCCUUUCAUUGAGCAGUUCAACGCUAAUCUCGACAAGCAGAUUGCAAUAUUUGAGCCUGUACUGCACAAGGACAAUUUUCAGACCCUGCUGUUGACUGUAUGCGGUGAAGUGGAGCGGCAGAUGGAGCGUGUCAUCAUGAAAUGUACGUUCAACAGAUUGGGAGUGGAAUCGCUGGCUGGACUGCUAGGGAACGAUGUGCUCGCUUGGCGCAGAUUGUGGCUUUGCUCAAUGUUGAGAAUGUCGAGGAAGCUGUGGAACUUCGAGAGGCAACAAAGACUUCCUCGAUUGCUCGGAUACUCUCUCCAUCGGAUGCAAUCAAAGUUCUUCUACUCAGGACUGACCUGCCUGCAGCUCUUGUCCAGAAGCUCGAUUUGUGAAUGGCCUGGUUUCGUACACAACUGCAAUCUUUUCGGCUUCUAAUUUCUUACCUGAUGAAUGUGAUUUGCUCUAAAUCAAUCCCCAGAUUAUCGUUGUAAUUAAGUGAAUAACAAUAUACGAAUGCGGGAGUCCGCGACAAGAGGUGAUUUUGCUCUGUUAAUGUCUGUGAUGGUUAAAACGGAGUUAUUGCUGCUUGUUAUGAAGUGUUUAAUUGAUUUCUGAGAGAAUAAAUUAUAUUUUUCUGUUA